Manihot esculenta (cassava) is the source of this 1891-nucleotide messenger RNA. RefSeq names its product probable trehalose-phosphate phosphatase C. The transcript is spliced from 11 exons. Lineage: Eukaryota; Viridiplantae; Streptophyta; Magnoliopsida; Malpighiales; Euphorbiaceae. Gene Ontology annotation, molecular function: trehalose-phosphatase activity. The record is from RefSeq and is a predicted model, not a curated record. The coding region runs from base 298 to 1374 and encodes 358 amino acids. Gene Ontology annotation, biological process: trehalose biosynthetic process.
CCCUUUCACUCUCUCUCUCUCUCUCUCAUCUCUCUAUCUCUUCAAACUGCCUCUGUCGUUUACCUUCCAGCUUUCCCUCAUUUUUCUCAUCGGGAAGCUCUUCGCCUCUGUCAAUCCAUUCACAAGAAAUUCGCUCAGACUUGCAAGAUUCUUUCAGCUUAAUUUGCAAAUAUUAUGUUCGGCAUCAUUGCUCGUAAGCAGUUCGAGGUUUGAAGAGCAGCUCUUUACUCGGUACUCAAACAGCAUACAAGUGAUCUUCUCAGUUAAAAUUUGCUUAUAACAUAUAGAAAUAUAAAAAUGUUCACGAGAAAUAUUGCAAAAUUCAACCAAGCUAUGGGAUUUCAAAGAUCAUCUACCAACAAACCAAAAACGCAGCCUGGUAGUGGUCGCUCCAUACGUAUGGGAGCAUCUAAUUUAUGUCAUCACAUCGCUGGUGGACCUAUUUCCAUAGAGGAUGCAAGUUAUAUCUCAUGGGUGGUGGAACACCCUUCUGCAUUACGUUCAUUUGAUCAGAUGAUGAAAGCAGCAAAAGGGAAGAAGAUUGCCUUGUUUUUAGAUUACGACGGUACUCUUGCGCCUAUUGUAGAUAAUCCUGAUCUUGCCUUCAUGUCUGAUGAGAUGCGUGCAGCAGUACGUGAAGUUGCAAAGUAUUUUCCAACAGCUAUAAUCAGUGGUAGGAGCAGGGACAAGGUAAAAGAAUUUGUACAGUUGAGUAAUGUAUACUAUGCAGGUAGCCAUGGCAUGGACAUUAUGGCACCACCGAGGCCAGUUAAGACUUGUGAUGGGAAGUACCCUACCGUAGCCCUUGAUAAGAAGGGAAAUGAGGUUCUGUUUCAACCUGCUAAGAAAUUUUUGCCUGCAAUCCAAAAGAUACAAACAGCUUUGAAAGAGAAGGUCGUGGAAAUACAAGGUGCCAUGGUAGAGGACAACAGCUUUUGCGUCUCUGUACAUUUCCGACAGGUUAGAGAAAAGGAUUAUGGAAUUUUAGAGAAGCAGGUGAAAUCUGUUCUUGAACAUUAUCCGGAGUUUCACUUAAGUUGGGGUAAAAAGGUUAUGGAAAUACGACCAUCAAUAGAGUGGGACAAAGGUCAUGCUCUAGAAUAUUUACUUGAUACUCUAGGGCUAAGCAAUUCUACCGACGUUCUCCCACUGUACAUAGGAGAUGAUCGAACGGAUGAAGAUGCUUUCAAGGUAAUACAAAGAAGAGGCCAAGGCUACCCAAUAAUAGUAAGUUCCAGUCCAAAGGAUACCAAAGCUUCUUUCUCCCUCCACGAUCCAUCUGAAGUUUUGACAUUCUUGUCACGUCUGGCAAGAUGGAGGAAGUCUUCAAGUUCAAGUAGGUCACUAGCUCAAAUCUGGGGUGUGGGUGAUUGAAUAGAAACCACGUUUUGUUAAUGUAGGGCAAAGUGAAAAUGUUUAUACACAAAAGGCAAGGGAUGGAUGACAAAUCAAUGAAAGGUAUAUGCUUCCCGCUUCUAAAUUAGCAGAUUUGACACGAGUUAUGCAAAUGAUUUUCCAUAAGAAAUCAAAAAAAAGAAAAAAAGAAAAAGGAGGAGUUCCAAAUUUGCAGUGUAAAAUGCAGAAGCAGCAAUAAUAGAUGCAUAGGAAUUUUGGGGCCCAUGAGCAUAGGUCAUCACUAGCUUAGACCAAAAUGAUGGGCUGGGUUUAAUGGUCCAGUUUAAUUAGUCUUUUUUCUUUUCUUUUAAAGAAUAUUCAAAAUGCUUUGGCUUUUUAUUCAUCAAUGUCUAUCUAAAGGAUAUUUUGAUGAUCUUCUUUCCUUAUAUCAGAACAGAUCGUGAUUAACUUAUUUUUAGGAAUCGUUGUUUGAUUACAAUAGCAUAAUCAUAGGAGAUGAUUAAGGCACACAAGCUGUAUAUUUGCUCUCUGUAAC